AUGAUAACAAAACUUAAAAUCGAAGACAAUGUAGCAGUUCAACAGGUUUUGUUCAAAGCAUAUAAUAAUAGUUCAGAAUCUGAAAUUUCUCUAAUCAAAAUGUUGGUCUGGAUUAACUACGAGGGUAUUAGAUAUCCUGUGGUUCUUCCAGAGAAUCCAAUUGUUCAAGACAUCAAAGAAGCAAUUCAUAAUGAGCAGCACCUUAGAUUUGAAGUAGAGGAACAACUGCUAUUGUACCAAAGUAUCUACCUGGGAGAUAAUAAUGACACAGUUGAAUAUUAUGGAAUUCAACCUAAUUCUGAAAUCAUAGUUCUUGUUAUGAGGCGUAUCAAAAUUGAUUAUAACUUGGCGAGGUUUACUGUGACGAUUUGGGACCAAUCAUGGGUUUUUCAACUCAAACACAAAUUUUCAGUAGCGACUCGUAUAAAUUAUGAUAAAUUGGUGUUUCUUCUCAAUGGUAGCGAGUUGAAAUUCGAUCGAAAGAUCUCAUCUAUUCCGCUGGAGGAUAAUCUUGUUGCUGUUCUCUUAUUUGAAAUUAAAAUUAUUGAAGAACACGAAAACAGUUAUGACGUAAUAGUCCAUAACCUGAUGACAGUUGCACAAGUGAAACAGAAACUCUAUAGGAGUCAUCUCCUUGACCCUGAAAAACUGAAGCUAUACUACUAUAGUAUGGAAACGACAACUUUUCUUGAAGACGAUAGAACUUUGAGGUCUUAUGAAAUUCUUCAGGAAGGAACCGUAAUCCAUGCGGUUCGCGAACAAUCUUAAGUAGAUUUAUGUUUGUCUUGUCAUAUAAUAUUAGAAAAAUAAAAGAGCUAGGGAUAUGGUUUCUUUUUUUUUUUUUUCUUUUAAGGCUUUUAACUUAGUUUCUGAAAUGAAAAUAAUAAAUGUUUCUCCUUUCAAAAUAAAUAAAUA
Messenger RNA from Jatropha curcas, 915 nucleotides. The record is from RefSeq and is a predicted model, not a curated record. NCBI's taxonomy places the organism in Eukaryota, Viridiplantae, Streptophyta, Magnoliopsida, Malpighiales, Euphorbiaceae.